AUGGCCACUGCUAUGCUAAAGUGGAAUAUUCAGCUUACCCUUACAGGUUUAUUUUUAGACAUAGUGAGCAACAGCAAUAGGAUUUCUGCACGGAAUCUAAAGCAGGACAUGAAAAGUAAAAAGCUUUCAGACAGUCAACACAAACAUUUCUGGAUACAUCUUGAUUUACAUAUUUUAGGAAGAAUAAUGAAGUUUAUCUUGAUUGUGAUGGUUUUCGUCGUGUCGAUCUAUGGGGUGGUUUGCACUAGCCCACCUAUUUGUCCUCCAUGUAACACAAGUGAAUGUCCAUCUGUGGGACCAUGUCCUUGUGGAACGUACAAAGGUCAAUGCAAUUGUUGUGAUUUCUGCGCUGGUUGUCCUGGACAACCUUGUAACUAUUUAGGGAGUCAGGAGUGUCAAGGCAACAGGCUUUGUGAAGUUCCAGCAGGAUCAUCUUCUUGGGACAUCUGGUACGGCAGAGCCACAGGUAUUUGUCCACUAUAAGCGGAUAUUUGAGGGCUGACACUUACGAUGACGUCUUGAAUGAUGUUUUCUCCCAGUUCCGCAUCAGAAAAAAGUCGAAAUUUCAUUUUUUCCGUUAAUAGUGUUUGCAAUUCAAAAAUUAUUAUAAAAAUGAGUCAAUGUUAUUCUAAGUGAAUUUUUUGCCCCAGUACGAGAUUCACGUAUUUUUAUUUUAAUUGGAUAUUAAAAGUUAAAUAUUG
Messenger RNA from Limulus polyphemus (Atlantic horseshoe crab), 701 nucleotides. RefSeq lists its product as uncharacterized. The transcript is spliced from 5 exons. Gene Ontology annotation, cellular component: extracellular region. The record is from RefSeq and is a predicted model, not a curated record. Lineage: Eukaryota; Metazoa; Arthropoda; Merostomata; Xiphosura; Limulidae. The coding region runs from base 1 to 483 and encodes 160 amino acids.